Camellia sinensis is the source of this 1992-nucleotide messenger RNA. RefSeq names its product putative receptor-like protein kinase At1g80640. Gene Ontology annotation, biological process: protein phosphorylation. NCBI's taxonomy places the organism in Eukaryota, Viridiplantae, Streptophyta, Magnoliopsida, Ericales, Theaceae. Gene Ontology annotation, molecular function: protein kinase activity; ATP binding. The record is from RefSeq and is a predicted model, not a curated record.
AAAGAGAGAGAGAGAGACCCAUACACACACAUUCAAAAAUGAGGAUCAAAAUCUCAGGCUUUAAAAAAUUACACUGUCUCAACACCUAGGCUCACUUCCCCCUCUCUCUCUCUCUCUCUCUCUCUCUCAAACAUUACUGUGCUAUUUUUGAUAUGAACCUUCUUGUUAUGGUAAUAUCCAUGUGGGUUUUCAGCUUCACUUGGUUUUUAUCAGCAAUUGAUGCCAGACCAGACCCUCCUCUUUCUUCAGUUUCUGACCCAGUUCUUCCAACUGAGAAACAACCCUUUUCUCAAUUUUCUUCAGAAAUGGCUGUUCACUCUCCAGGAUUGCCAGAGGUUAGAGUAGUGCACCACCAAGAUUUGAACAAGAAAAUUCUCAUAGCACUCAUUGUUGCUUCAAGUCUCCUUGGUGGAAUUUUGGUGUCUCUGUUAUGUUUCUGGAUCUGUAGACUGAAGAACUUGAAAAACUCCAACACUAAAAGCCAACAAAGCCAGGAUGCUGUGAAAGGACUUCCAAUGGGUCAAGUUUUGGGUAGUUUCAAUUCUUUGAGAAUGGCUGGUAGAAAGGGCUCUAUUGCUCUAAUUGACUAUCAGUUGUUAAUAGCUGCAACAAACAAUUUCCAUGAAGACAAUGUUUUGGGUGAGGGUGGAUUUGGACGGGUUUAUAAAGCCCGAUUCAAUGAUAAUGCGCUAGCAGCUGUAAAAAGACUCCAUGGCGGAAGCCAGGAUGCUGAAAGAGAAUUCAAGAUUGAAAUUGAUUGGUUGAGUAAAAUUCAUCAUGAGAAUAUAGUUUCUCUACUGGGUUGCUGCAUUCAUGGAGAGGCAAGGUUUCUGGUUUAUGAGUUGAUGCCUAACGGGUCUUUGGAAUCCCAAUUGCAUGGACCAUCUCACGGAUCAGCUUUAACCUGGCAUCUCCGAAUGAAGAUUGCUCUGGAUGUUGCAAGAGGAUUAGAAUUUCUUCAUGAGCGCUGCAACCCUCCCGUGAUCCAUAGAGAUCUGAAGUCAUCUAACAUUCUUCUUGAUUCCAACUUCAAUGCUAAGCUUUCUGAUUUUGGCCUAGCAAUAGCUGGUGGAAACCUAAGCAAGGAUAACGUAAAGCUUUCAGGAACUUUGGGAUAUAUAGCCCCAGAGUACAUUUUGGAUGGUAAAUUGACUGACAAAAGUGAUGUCUAUGCUUUUGGUGUUGUUCUUCUGGAGCUUUUGAUGGGAAGAAAGUCCAUGGAAAAAGCAGCAUCAGAUCAGCACCAGUCUAUUGUCUCAUGGGCCAUGCCUCAGCUUACCGACAGGUCAAAGCUCCCAAACAUUGUGGACCCUGUGAUCAGAAAUACAAUGGAUUUAAAGCACUUAUAUCAAGUUGCUGCUGUUGCCGUGCUGUGUGUACAACCAGAACCAAGUUACAGGCCUUUGAUAACCGAUGUGCUGCACUCCUUCAUUCCUCUCGUGCCUCUUGAGCUUGGGGGAUCACUAAGAGUUCCAGAAACUGUGCCGCCUGCCUGCAGUAGUUAGCCUUCGAGUCAUUGAUUACAUAAAACUGGGGAAUGUGACUUAUACAGGUGCAUGCUGUAUUUGUUUUUUUUUAUUUAUUUAUUUAUUUUUGUUUGUUUUUUUAUUUUUUUGCAGUUGUAAAGUGAGGCGUUUUGUAUAGAAAUUUACAGCAUUGAUCAUAUCUCUUCAAGUGUACACCUCCAAUGUGUUUGAACAUAAGUGAGGAUUGGAGUCAUGGAUUAGUUGCUCUUUGAAGGGAUAUUAACUGAAUGUGCUGGUGACAUUUAUACAUGGAUGUUGAAGCCUAAGCUGUUUUUGCUCAUUAUUUAAGUAAUAAUGACAUUUGUAUUAUCACAUAGUUAAGGGCUGAACUGUUUCUUUAAAUGCGAUAUGUGAUUGUGACGCCUCAACCGGCUGUAUUAAUUCGAUUUCAUGAAUUUCAUGACACCAGCCCAUGUUGGUGCUAAAUAUGAAUCAGAUUUAUUGGCCGGAAGUUUGGCCAGGUAAG